This is a messenger RNA of Contarinia nasturtii (swede midge), 1109 nucleotides long. RefSeq names its product deoxynucleoside kinase-like. The transcript has 5 exons. Gene Ontology annotation, molecular function: ATP binding; deoxynucleoside kinase activity. Gene Ontology annotation, biological process: nucleobase-containing compound metabolic process. Gene Ontology annotation, cellular component: mitochondrion; cytoplasm. Lineage: Eukaryota; Metazoa; Arthropoda; Insecta; Diptera; Cecidomyiidae. The coding region runs from base 197 to 898 and encodes 233 amino acids. The record is from RefSeq and is a predicted model, not a curated record.
CACAACUGGUAUUCCUGCAACUAGCAAGCACAUAUGAUUAGCAUAACCCUCUCAGUAAAGAACUAUAAUUUUCAUUGUAAAUAUCAACGCGUCGAGUUGUGUGUUAAAUAGAAAUCAUUUGUCGUGUCUUGUGAAAAAAAAAUUGUUUUUUGUAAAUUGCAUCGUAAUUCACAUCGAUUUCAAAUACUAUAAAAUCAUGUCAAAGAUAUUGAAGUCAAUUCCAAAAUUAUCAUCACCACGAAAGGCACCAUUUACCGUGUUCAUCGAAGGUAACAUUGGUGCUGGCAAGACAACUUUUCUGAAUCAUUUCAAAAAGUACGACGAUGUUCGUCUAUACACCGAACCAGUUGAAAAGUGGCGUAACGUUGAUGGCUUCAAUCUUUUGGAGCUACACUACAAAGAAAGUCACAAAUGGGCAUUUCCCUUCCAGACAUAUGUGACGCUGACGAUGUUGCAAACGCAUACAGAACAAACAAACAAACGAGUCAAACUAAUGGAACGAUCACUUUAUAGUGCUAGAUACUGUUUUGUCGAAGCAAUGCUGGCAAAUAAUACACUACACAAAGGAAUGUAUAAUAUCAUGCAAGAAUGGUAUAAUUAUAUUAACGAUAAUGUUCACAUUCAGGCUGAUUUAAUAGUGUAUUUGCAAACGACUCCCGAAGUUGUGUACGAACGUAUGAAAGUUCGUGGACGCAGCGAAGAAACUUCGGUUAGCUUGGAUUACUUGAAACAAUUGCACGAUUUGCAUGAAGACUGGCUCAUUCACGGACGCAAAUAUCGCCCAGCCCCGGUUUUGGUACUGAAUGCGGAUUUGGAUAUGGACAAAAUAUGCGAUGAAUACGUUCGUUCUGAAAAUAGUAUACUACGAUCGCAAAAUCAAUUUAUAUCGACCAAUUGAAAAAUGGCCCAAUUUCUGCGCUCAAUCAUAGCAGCAGGAAAAUAUCUCUGGGAUCGGAUCAAUUCAACAAAAUAAAUUGUAGAGUUUAGGCAUCACUCCACAUCUACUAUUCUUAUAAUUAUUGCUUUCUAUUUAGAGUUACCUCACAUUCAAUAAACACACUAUGUUUUUUCUUUCAAUUGGUAUAAUAAUGAAAAAUCCAUUCACAAAA